Molecule: messenger RNA, 2151 nt
Organism: Ostrea edulis (European flat oyster)
Lineage: Eukaryota; Metazoa; Mollusca; Bivalvia; Ostreida; Ostreidae
Exons: 2
Coding region: 784-1974 (396 amino acids)
Source: RefSeq, a predicted model, not a curated record
AACAACAACAACAAAAAACAAAACAAAGUUAGUUGAGCAAAAUAAUUGUUUCGCAUGAUGCCAAAGUAAACAUCUGAAAGCCUACUUGAGAGUGUUUAUAAUGUAGAACUCAUCUCUACAAGUGUAUGCCUUAUAACAUACGAUUGUGGCAAUAUUGAGAGCAGCUCUCUGAUCUUCCGAUGGUCAGGUGUAAUUCUAACGGACUGCAAUGUAUAAAAGACAAAAGUAUGCAGGCAUACAUUGCUAACUAUUGACGUUGAAGCCUCAAGGGUGCGGACAGAGAGAUUAAAUAAUUGAUUAAAAGUUCGGCCAUUAACAUAUAUCUGACGAGGAAAUAUUUAAAUUGAUUUAAAAGACACUAAACCAAUACCUUCAAGAAAAAAGAAAUACUGUCUGUGAUUCGUGACUUUAAAAAAAGAAGACAACUUUAUUUUGAAUGAGAGAUGUUAGUCAAUGGAACUCCCGCAGUCGGGUGGGUCGGAUUACAAUUCACAAGAAAAGUGCCAAAAAUAGGGGCUUUAUUUAUUUGUGCAAUUUACGACAUUCUCCACUUUCCGUAUCAAAACUAGACCAGAAUUCGCAGGAUCUGCGCAUCCAUUGAAGACCUGGUUGAAAAAUAGAUUCGCAGGAUCUACGUCAUCUGAAGACAUUGCCGAAACAUUCGGAAGGUCUGCAAUUCUACCGGUGCUUAAUAGUGAAGGCCGAGUUGAAACAUAGAAUUUGAAGGAUUUACUCAGAUCUGUUGAAGGACGUGAGCGUUGUUACAGCCGGAAACAGUUCGACAUGCAGAAGGAUAUGGCUCUCGCCAGUUCUUCUUAUGCUAGAGUGGCGGGAAUCCAGAGCGAGGUCAACAAGGUCACAGUGACACGUGUGGCCGGAAGUGAGGUAAAAAACCAACGACAGAUGAACUUACACCGAAAGGACAUGGAGAUUGUGGUCAGAAAUAUCUGCAAAGAACAGAAAAGGCUUAGGAAAGCCAUGGUAAAAUACUCCAGGAAACUGCACAAGAGCAGGCGUGAUCGUGCGCGAAGAGAACUAGACGAGAUGACAAGGGAUAAAAACAGCUUAGACAACAUGAAAAAGGUAACGGAUACCCUUAACAUGCCAGACGCACAAGUUCUCUCAAUCUUUAGAGAAGAUAAUCCCAACCCCGAUGACUUAAUUCCCGAAAACGAAACAAAACAGAACACUGAAGAAAGUUUGCAAGAAGAAAAUGCAGAAGGGAAAUCAGAAGAAACACUGGGUGAUGAGACGUCAGUGAAAGCGCGGGAAGGAAGUGACGUCACACUUCCUCCCAUCAAUGUCACUUUACCGACAGUAGCAGAGGAUGAUGGCUUCACCGAUGACAGCAACAAAAAAGAUGAUACCACUAGGGAAGACGUAGCCCCGCCGGAGAUUGUACUGAACUCCGAGCUAGAAACGAAACUCCGUAAACAUCUAGGGACACUGAAACCAAAGAGGCAAGGUGUGUCCUACUCAGAUAUCAUAAAAUUACAGCAUUCAUCAAGUCCUAAGAAACUGUUUAGUCUGGUGAAUAUAUUGGCUCAGAAGCAUGGGGUGAAAGACAAAAUAUCAGAGCAACAAACUACAAGCUUAAUCAGAGGUCGAGCCGACCAAUCUGUGUCGCCGAAGACAAGUUCUGGUCUCUAUGCAAUAAAGUAUGGCUACACUGUCGGCAGUAGACUAGAGCCCUCAAGUAGCCCGUUGAAAGUGGACAGAUAUUCAUUAACAGAUGGCUCUUUAGAAAUGUCUCAAAGUCGUCAAGAUACACAAGACGCUCUAAGUUCACAGAGGACACCGGAGACAUCGAAAAGGGACCCGGCUCUAAUGAAAUCUCCAAGGUCAUUCUUUCUGCCACCAAUUCAAAAGCACCCGCUGGAGGAGAGUUUUGUGUUUCGGAAAAGAACCGAAAAACGUGCUCCAAUUACCUGGACAGAGGCCAUUGCAUUAAUUAAAACUGUACAUAGUUUGUAAGAGAAAUAUAAAUGAUAUAUCGUUAAAUGAAAGUAAAUUUAUUGAAACAUGGCCUGCAUCUUAUGAUGUACCUGGUAUAUAUUCAUUUACCAUCGCUAAAGGUUUGCAAAGACUGCGAAUUUCGUUCAUUUGUAAUGCCGAAUUUUGUAUCAGUAAUUGUGAUUAAAGUUAUAGUUA